AUGGCUUCAACUCAACCCUCCGCCAAACGCCAGAGGACCAGUAAAGAAGAUACCCCUUACGAGCUAAUAUACUGGCCUGGUCUCCCCGGCCGCGGUGAACACAUUCGCCUCGCCUUCGAAGAGUCCAACACACCCUACACGGACACCGCCCAAGACCCCAAAGGCAUAGACCUAGUCCUCUCCCAAAUCUCCACCUCCAACCACGGCGACGCCCUCAACCCACCCAUCUGCGCGCCCCCAAUCCUCAAACACGGCUCCCUAACCAUCAACCAAACGCCCAACAUCCUGCUCUACCUCGCUCCAAAGCUGGGCCUCGUCCCCACAGCUGAAGAGGAUGAAGGUGGGGUGUAUCACGUGAAUCAGCUGGUGCUGACGGCGCUGGAUGGGCUGAGCAACGAGCCGCAUGAUGUGCAUCAUCCUGUUGCUUCGGGGCUGUAUUAUGAGGAUCAGAAGGUCGAGGCGAAGAGGAAGGCGGGUGAUUAUUUGGAGAAUAGGUUGCCGAAGUUUUUGGGGUAUUUUGAGAGGGUUCUUGGUGGGGAGGCGAGUAAGGGUGGGGAGUGGCUUUAUGGUGGGAGGUUGACGUAUGCUGAUUUGGUGCUUUUUCAAUGUAUCGAUGGAAUCAAACACGCUUUCCCAAACGCUAUGAAGCGGAUCGAGAAAGAGGACAAGUUCACGAAAGUCUUUGCACUUUACGAAAGAGUCAAGGAACGUCCAAAUCUCAAGAGCUACUUGGCAAGUGAUAGGAGACAAGCAUAUGGUAUGGGAAUCUACCGCCAUUAUCCCGAGUUGGAUGAGGAGUAA
Molecule: messenger RNA, 801 nt
Organism: Cadophora gregata
Lineage: Eukaryota; Fungi; Ascomycota; Leotiomycetes; Helotiales; Ploettnerulaceae
Exons: 2
Coding region: 1-801 (266 amino acids)
Biological process (GO): glutathione metabolic process
Molecular function (GO): glutathione transferase activity
Source: RefSeq, a predicted model, not a curated record